Messenger RNA from Necator americanus (New World hookworm), 270 nucleotides. RefSeq lists its product as uncharacterized. Lineage: Eukaryota; Metazoa; Nematoda; Chromadorea; Rhabditida; Ancylostomatidae. The record is from RefSeq and is a predicted model, not a curated record. Bases 1 to 270 code for a protein of 89 amino acids. The transcript has a single exon.
AUGACGACUCUUAAGCCUCAGCUCGACUACGUUCUGGCGAGGAAAAUUCCUCAGUCAGAUUUCCGAAAAUCCAGAGUUGUUUGGGACGUUGCGUUCGACUUUGACCAAAGUCCAGUUCUUCUCAGCUUCAAGAUACGGUUCCACAAGAGAAACCAAGAAGUUCCUCUUCAACCGAAAAUCGACAUGGCAGGUCUGAAAGACGAUGAAUGCAGAACAAAAUUCCGCCAAUGUGUCUAUUCAUGUUGGAGUACGGACCAGGAAGAAACUUAG